AUGAGGAGACUGAGUUGGCUGUGGCUCCUGCCCCGGAUCUGUCUGCUGCUGCCGCCGCCCUGCGCGCUGGUCCUGGCCAGGGUGCCCGGCUCCUCGUCCCACCCGCAACCCUGCCAGAUCCUCAAGCGCAUAGGGCACACGGUAAGGAUCGGGGCGGUGCACCUGCAGCCCUGGACGGAGGCAGCGCGGGCCGCCACUGCCUCCUCCUCCUCCUUCUCGUCCAGCAGCGGCCGCAGCCAGGACCGCGGCUGGAGAGGGGCGCGAUCCAAUGGCAGGCAGCGCGGAGAGAGCCCGGCCAGGGCACGGAACGGCCAGGAUGAGGCGGGGAGCCAAACUUGGCGCCCCCAGCCGCCCUCUGAGGACGGAGGGCCCGGGGCACCGCGCCGGUGGGGGCCGCUGGGGGCGGGAACCCCGGUCGAGGGCGAAGCUCUCCUGCCGCGGGACGCGCUGCUUUUCGCCGUGGACAACCUGAACCGGAUGUCUGGGCUGCUGCCCUACAACCUGUCCCUUGAGGUGGUCAUGGCCAUCGAGGCCGGGCUGGGCGACCUGCCCCUCUUGCCCUUCUCCUCCCCGAGCUCGGCUUGGAGCAGCGACCCCGUCUCCUUCUUGCAGAGCGUGUGUCACACGGUGGUGGUGCAGGGGGUCUCUGCCCUGCUCGCCUUCCCCCAGAGCCAGGGGGAGAUGCUGGAGCUGGAGUUCAUCAGCACGGUUUUGCACAUCCCCGUCAUCAGCAUCGUGCGCUACGAGUUUCCAAGGAAGAGCCAGAAUCCCCUUCACCUACAGCUGAGUUUAGAAAAUUCAUUAAGUUCUGAUGCAGAGGUCACCGUCUCGAUCCUGACCAUGAACAACUGGUACAAUUUCAGUUUGCUGUUAUGCCAAGAAGAGUGGAACAUCACAGACUUUCUCCGCCUCACACAACAGAACUCCAAGUUUCACCUGGGAUCCAUUUUGAAUAUCACAACUAACCUCUCAUCAAGUCAGGACCUUUUGAGCUUCUUGCAGGUCCAGCUAGAGAGCAUUAAAGAUACUACCCCCACCAUGGUGAUGUUUGGCUGUGACAUGGAAAGCAUCAGGAGGAUUUUUGAAAUCACCACCCAGUUUGGAGUGAUGCCCCCUGAGCUUCACUGGAUACUUGGGGAUUCUCAGAACGUGGAGGAACUGAGAACAGAGGGCUUGCCUCUGGGCCUCAUUGCUCAUGGCAAAACCAUGCAAUCGGCUUUUGAGUACUACGUUCAAGAUGCAAUGGAGCUAGUAGCAAGAGCCGUGGCCACAGCUACUAUGAUCCAACCAGAACUUGCACUCAUCCCCAGUACGAUGAAUUGCAUGGACACAGGUGUAGGAAAUCUCACAUCAGGACAGUAUUUAUCCAGAUUUCUAGCCAACACCACAUUCAGUGGCCUCAGCGGUUAUAUCACAGUGAAAGACUCCAGCAUCAUCAGCUCAGAAAACAACUUCUUUAUCUGGAAUCUGCAGCAUGACCCGGUGGGGAACCCAAUGUGGACCCGCCUGGGGAGCUGGAAAGGAGGGAAGAUCAUCAUGGAUUAUGGAAUAUGGCCUGAGCAGGCCCAGAGGCAUAAAAGCCAUCUCCAGUACCCUUCACGGCUCCACCUGCGAGUGGUCACUCUGAUAGAACACCCAUUUGUCUUCACGCGUGAGGUGGAUGAUGAUGGGCUAUGCCCUGCUGGGCAGCUGUGCCUUGAUCCCCUGACAAAUAACUCAUCAGUAUUGGAUGGCCUUUUUGAGAGCCUCCAGGGCAACAAUGACACAGUACCUUUCGAGUUCAAGAAGUGCUGCUAUGGCUACUGCAUAGAUCUGCUCGAAAAGUUGGCAGAGGACAUGAACUUUGAUUUUGACCUCUACAUCGUUGGAGAUGGAAAGUAUGGAGCCUGGAAAAAUGGCCACUGGACUGGACUGGUGGGAGACCUCCUGAGUGGCACAGCCCAUAUGGCAGUCACCUCCUUUAGCAUCAACACUGCCCGGAGUCAAGUGAUUGAUUUCACCAGCCCUUUCUUCUCCACCAGCUUGGGCAUCUUAGUGAGGACCCGAGACACAGCCGCUCCCAUUGGUGCAUUCAUGUGGCCUCUUCACUGGACAAUGUGGCUGGGGAUAUUUGUGGCUCUCCACAUCACUGCCAUAUUCCUCACCUUGUAUGAAUGGAAAAGCCCCUUUGGGAUGACUCCCAAGGGGCGGAAUAGGAGUAAAGUCUUCUCCUUUUCUUCAGCCCUCAAUGUCUGCUAUGCCAUCUUGUUUGGCAGAACGGCAGCAAUCAAGCCCCCCAAAUGCUGGACUGGAAGGUUUUUAAUGAACCUCUGGGCUAUAUUUUGUUUAUUUUGUCUUUCGACCUACACAGCUAAUCUGGCUGCUGUCAUGGUAGGAGAGAAAAUUUAUGAAGAACUUUCUGGGAUACAUGACCCAAAGCUCCACCAUCCCUCCCAAGGCUUUCGCUUUGGAACUGUCAGAGAAAGCAGUGCUGAAGAUUACGUGAGACAAAGCUUCCCGGAAAUGCAUGAAUAUAUGAGAAGGUACAAUGUGCCAGCCACCCCAGAUGGAGUGGAGGACCUCAAGAACGAUCCAGAGAAACUGGAUGCCUUCAUCAUGGACAAAGCACUCCUGGAUUAUGAGGUGUCAAUAGAUGCUGACUGCAAACUUCUAACUGUGGGGAAACCAUUUGCCAUUGAAGGCUAUGGCAUUGGCCUUCCUCCAAACUCUCUACUGACCUCAAAUAUAUCUGAGCUGAUCAGUCAAUACAAGUCACAUGGUUUUAUGGAUGUGCUGCAUGACAAGUGGUACAAAGUGGUGCCCUGUGGCAAGAGAAGUUUUGCUGUCACUGAGACAUUGCAAAUGGGCAUUAAGCACUUUUCUGGACUCUUCGUGAUGCUGUGUAUUGGAUUUGGUUUGUCUAUUCUUACAACCAUUGGGGAACACAUAAUAUACAGACUGGUCCUCCCACGCAUCCAAAAUAAAUCCAGGCUGAAAUAUUGGCUACAUACCAGCCAGAGACUUCACAGAGCUCUGAAUACAUCAUUCGUUGAAGAAAAACAGCAGGUUAUGACAAAACGAAUGGAAAAGAGAUCCCAUGCUGGGAGCAGUCAGCUUGCCGUGUGGAACACAUCCAAUCUGAGCAACUGCACCCGACGGACAUACAUGUACAGCGACGAAGGGCAAAGCCAUCUGAGUGUCCAGCCUCACCAGAACAUACCCCUGCCCCCGCUGAGGAGAGAGAUUCCAGCCUCCCUCGCAACCAAUGGGAAAGCAGACUCCCUAAACCUUACUAGGACCUCAGUGAUACAAGAGCUCACAGAGCUGGAGAAGCAGAUUCAGGUGAUCAGGCAGGAACUGCAGCUGGCCAUGAAUAGGAAAACUGAACUGGAGGAAUAUCAAAGGACAAAUAGGACUGUUGAGUCUUAAGCUAUUACUGCUCUCCCUUCUCUUUCAGUCCCCAUCCUUCCCCAAAUCCUUCUCACCCUGACUCCUUGAAACAAUUUGUAAUUGACUUUUGUAGCUUCAGAACGUGGCAUGGGAAAUCUAAGCAAUAUGUUCUACAUAAAAGGCAACCUCGUUGCCUGUAUCCUGCAGAGCAAGUUGGAGCAACAGUAUUAUCUAGCACUGCCUCGCUCAAGUAUCCUACAGGGUAGUGUUCUCUUUCAGAGAAAGAAUCUCUAGUCUUUCUCUCUAUGUGGACCUUGAACCGAUCGGGGCAGCUUUGGAUGAAAGGACCGUAAGCACCCAGAAUACACCCAUCUCCUAUUUCUUCUUCACCUGGCAACCCCAGGGUCAGUUCUGGUUUUUAGCCCUUUCUGUACAUUAAUUAUAAAAACAAGAAUCCAAUUGUCAUUCAGACCAGUGUCUUUUACAGGUUUUUUAGGGUUUUGGGUUUUUUUUUUCAAGGAACAGCAUAAGGUAGUAAAGUUGCAUGUUAUGCCCAAGUGGAGGAGUUUAGGGAAGAGGUUGAGGCACAGGCCAAGGCUCCUGUGUAGGGUGGCCACUGAUGGGCCCCCAAAGAUACCAAGCGCCCCUUUGCUGACCCAGAGGUAACAAGCGGGUGUUACUUUUUUUUAUGGCAUUUGUAAAGCGCUCAUUAUGUGCCAUGCACUAUACUAAGCA
Messenger RNA from Tachyglossus aculeatus (Australian echidna), 4104 nucleotides. RefSeq names its product glutamate ionotropic receptor NMDA type subunit 3A (gene GRIN3A). Lineage: Eukaryota; Metazoa; Chordata; Mammalia; Monotremata; Tachyglossidae. Gene Ontology annotation, cellular component: postsynaptic membrane; plasma membrane. Gene Ontology annotation, biological process: ionotropic glutamate receptor signaling pathway; modulation of chemical synaptic transmission; synaptic transmission, glutamatergic. Gene Ontology annotation, molecular function: transmitter-gated monoatomic ion channel activity involved in regulation of postsynaptic membrane potential; NMDA glutamate receptor activity. The record is from RefSeq and is a predicted model, not a curated record. Bases 1 to 3408 code for a protein of 1135 amino acids. The transcript is spliced from 9 exons.